UGGACUUCCUGAGGAGGAUGAAGCAGGAGGAGCUGGCUCAGCGUCUGUGGAGCAAAACUUUUGCUGGAGUCUGCCAAAAGAAGCUGAAACAUGAUCUGAAGAAGAGGUUCCAGCGUGUGUGUGAGGGGGUCGCUAAACAAGGAGAGUCCACCCUCCUGAACCAGAUCUACACAGAGCUCCACAUCACAGAGGGAGGGGCUGCAGAGGUCAAUCAGGAACAUGAGGUCAGACAGAUUGAAGCAGCAUCCAGGACAGCAGACAGAGCAGAAAGAAGCAUUGGACCAGGAGACAUGUUCAAAGGCCCACCUGGAAGAUCUCAACCAAUCAGAACAGUGCUGACAAAGGGAGUGGCUGGCAUUGGGAAAACAGUCCUGACACAGAAGUUCACUCUGGACUGGGCUGAAGACAAAGACAACCAGGACGUCCACUUCAUAUUUCCAUUCACCUUCAGAGAGCUGAAUGUAGUGAAGGAGAAGAAGUUCAGCUUUGUGGACCUUGUUCAUCACUUCUUCACUGAAACCAAAGAAGCAGGACUCUGCAGCUUUGAAGACUUCCAGGUGAUCUUCAUCUUUGAUGGUCUGGAUGAGUGUCGACUCCCUCUGGACUUCCAGCACACUGACUUUCUGACUGAAGUUACAGAGUCCACCUCAGUGGAUGUUCUGCUGACAAGCCUCAUCAGGGGGAAACUGCUUCCCUCUGCUCGCCUCUGGAUCACCACACGACCUGCAGCAGCCAAUCAGAUCCCUGCUGACUGUGUGGACAUGGUGACAGAGGUCCGAGGGUUCACUGACCCCCAGAAGGAGGAGUACUUCAGGAGGAGGUUCAGAGAGGAGGAGCAGGCCAGCAGGAUCAUCUCCCACAUCAAGACCUCCCGAAGCCUCCACAUCAUGUGCCACAUCCCGGUCUUCUGCUGGAUCACUGCUACAGUUCUGGAGAAGGUGUUGAAGAGCAGAGAGGCAGGAGAGCUGCCCAAGACCCUGACUCAGAUGUACAUCCACCACCUGGUGGUCCAGGCUAAAGGAAACAAGGUCAAGUAUGAUGGAGGAGCUGCCACAGAUCCACACUGGAGUCCAGAGAGCAGGGAGAUGAUAGAGUCUCUGGGAAAACUGGCUUUUGAUCAGCUGCAGAAAGGAAACCUGAUCUUCUAUCUGUCAGAUUUAAAAAAGUGUGACAUCAAUCUCAGAGCAGCCUCAAUGUACUCAGGAAUGUUCACACAGAUCUUUAGAGAGGAGAGCGGCCUGUACCAGGACAUGGUGUUCUGCUUCAUCCAUCUGAGCCUUCAGGAGUUUCUGGCUGCUCUUCAUGUCCAUCAGACCUUCAUCAACUCUGGAACCAACCUGCUGGAAGAGAAACAAACAACCAUUCAACAAUCUCCACAACAGCCUCAGCUCCACCAUCUCCAUCAGAGAGCAGUGGACGAGGCCUUGAAGAGUCCAAAUGGACACCUGGACUUGUUCCUCCGCUUCCUCCUGGGUCUUUCACUGGAGACCAAUCAGAGUCUCCUUCGAGGUCUGCUGACACAGACAGGAAGUAGCUCACAGUCCAAUCCGGAAACAGUCCAGUACAUCAAGGAGAAGCUGAGUGAGAGUCUGUCUGCAGAGAGAAGCAUCAAUCUGUUCCACUGUCUGAAUGAACUGAAUGAUGGUUCUCUGGUGAAGGAGAUUCAAUGGUACCUCAGAUCAGGAAGUCUCCACCCAGCACGACUGUCUCCUGCUCAGUGGUCAGCUCUGGUCUUCAUCUUACUGUCAUCAGAAGAAGAUCUGAAGGAGUUUGACCUGAAGAAAUACUCUGCUUCAGAGGAGGCUCUUCUGAAGCUGCUGCCAGUGGUCAAAGCCUCCAGCAAAGCUCUGUUGAGCUGCUGUGGUCUGUCAGAGAGAAGCUGUGGAGCUCUGUCCUCAGUUCUCAGCUCUCAGUCCUCCAGUCUGACACAUCUGGACCUGAGUAACAACCAGCUGCAGGAUUCAGGAGUGAAGCGUCUGUCUCUUGGACUGGAGAGUCCUCACUGUAAACUGGAAGCUCUCAGGUUGAGCUGCUGUGGUCUGUCAGAGAGAAGCUGUGGAGCUCUGUCCUCAGUUCUCAGCUCUCAGUCCUCCAGUCUGACACAUCUGGACCUGAGUAACAACGACCUGCAGGAUUCAGGAGUGAAGCGUCUGUCUCUUGGACUGGAGAGUCCUCACUGUAAACUGGAAGCUCUCAGGUUGAGCUGCUGUGGUCUGUCAGAGAGAAGCUGUGGAGCUCUGUCCUCAGUUCUCAGCUCUCAGUCCUCCAGUCUGACACAUCUGGACCUGAGUAACAACGACCUGCAGGAUUCAGGAGUGAAGCGUCUGUCUCUUGGACUGGAGAGUCCUCACUGUAAACUGGAAGCUCUCAGUCUGUCAGGGUGUCUGGUCUCAGAGGAAGGCUGUGCUUCUCUGGUCUCAGCUGUGAGAUCCAAGUCCUCCCAUCUGAGAGAGCUGGACCUGAGCUACAACCAUCCAGGAGACUCAGGAGUGAAGGAGCUGUCAGCGGCAGUGGAGGAUCCACACUGCUCACUGGAGACUCUCAGGGUGGACCAUGGUGGACAGCAGAGGCUCAAACCUGGACUAAGGAAGUAUUUCUCUCAACUUCAACUGGAUGAAAACUCAAUGAGCAGAAAGCUCAAACUGUCCAACAACAACAGGAAGAGUCAAACAUCUCACCUGAACGUCAGCAUGUCAGCUCCUCACCGUGGUCUUUCCAGGGACUUGAUGAACACAGAGUGAAAGUUUAGUGAAAUAAGGUCUUACAUAAGGUCAAAGAUGAGCUCACCUCAAGAAGUCCUCCUGGGAAUUCUGGAGGAUUUGAGACAUGAAGCUUUUGAAAAGUUCAAGUGGUAUUUGUGUCAAGAUGGAGUCCUUGGAGAGUUCAAACCAAUCCCAACGAGUAAACUGGAGACAUUGGACAGGACAGGCACAGUGGAUCAGAUGCGCCAGGCCUACAGCAAUCAGAUUCUUGACGUCACAAAAAUGGUUUUAAAAAGAAUGAAAAUGAUGGGAAUAUGGGAGAAACACUCCAAAAACAGCUCCGAACCUGGAGGGGAAGAUGGUCCUCAAAAGGUUUGUUUGUCAGCAACAUCGAAGAGGUGUCAGGAGAAACUCAAGUCCAACCUGAAGAGGAGGUUCCAGUGUGUGUUUGAGGGGGUCGCUGAGGCAGGAAAGCCGACCCUCCUGAACCAGAU
Messenger RNA from Salarias fasciatus (jewelled blenny), 3196 nucleotides. RefSeq names its product NLR family CARD domain-containing protein 3-like. The transcript has 10 exons. Gene Ontology annotation, molecular function: protein binding. NCBI's taxonomy places the organism in Eukaryota, Metazoa, Chordata, Actinopteri, Blenniiformes, Blenniidae. The coding region runs from base 18 to 2741 and encodes 907 amino acids. The record is from RefSeq and is a predicted model, not a curated record.